AAAAUGUGUUGAAAAUGCAAAGUUCAAGGAGUCAGAUGACUCUAUUGUAAAAAAAAAAGUAAAGCGUAGAACUAAACUGCAAAGAUUCGUAAACCUGAGGAUCGAAUCAGAACUUACUUGAACCCAUUUAGCAUUAAGAUAAAGUUUUAGGACUAAAUCCAGGAAUGGCUGAAAGGAUAAGAUGCCCUUUCUUCCUCCUGUGUGGCCAUCCCGUAACUGUCGCCUCAGCAGCCACGGCCUGGAGCGGGCCGGGAGCCGGGAGCGGGCAGCCACGGCACAGGCGGCUGCGGCCACGACCUUGAGAGGGCCGGGCGCGGCCAUGGCCUCGCACGGGCGGCGGACGGGCAGUGCAGCGCGGGCGGCUGCAACCACGACCUCGAGCGAGCCGGGCGCGGCCAUUGCCUGGCGCAGGCACGAGCACGGCGGCCAGUCGAGGCGACGGCCGGCGGCAGGGACGAAGCCGCUGGAGCCGGCGAAUUGGUCCAGCAGGAACUGAAGCCACGUGAUUCCACUUGCCAUGGAUUCCUUCGUCCGCCGUCCAGCGUCAAGGCAAGAUUAUGUUCCUGGUAAAACAAUUUUCUGUAGCCAUGAUGAAAAUUGGAAAAGUAGCACCUUGUUUCUUUGUAGCGAUUAGAUGAAAUUGGUACGCGAGUUGGCAUGGUGCUUGACUCGA
Hordeum vulgare subsp. vulgare (domesticated barley) is the source of this 673-nucleotide messenger RNA. RefSeq lists its product as uncharacterized. The transcript has a single exon. NCBI's taxonomy places the organism in Eukaryota, Viridiplantae, Streptophyta, Magnoliopsida, Poales, Poaceae. The coding region runs from base 182 to 496 and encodes 104 amino acids. The record is from RefSeq and is a predicted model, not a curated record.